Sphaeroforma arctica JP610 is the source of this 2561-nucleotide messenger RNA. RefSeq lists its product as hypothetical. The record is from RefSeq and is a predicted model, not a curated record. Gene Ontology annotation, biological process: proteolysis. Bases 180 to 1616 code for a protein of 478 amino acids. NCBI's taxonomy places the organism in Eukaryota, Ichthyosporea, Ichthyophonida. The transcript is spliced from 10 exons. Gene Ontology annotation, molecular function: serine-type carboxypeptidase activity.
CAAACUCAGACUCAGCUUUCGCGUGACGGCGUGGGUGGCCAGCUGGUUCCAGCCCCAUCUCUGGUCCGUGACCGUUCACUUUUGUAAAAAGAUAAAUCGACUUCACGCACAAAGUCCAAAGCACAUUCAGUACUACAUACAUAGAUUGUUGUACUUUAUCAUAUAGUAUUGCAAGCAGUAUGAAGUUAUCUGUGGUAGCAAUGACGGCCUUGAUUGGCUCGUCAGUCGAGGGUAUGCACACAACCGAAGGGCUAUGGCACGGAUUUCUCGGCAACUCAUUUGAGGCCGUGAUGAACUAUAUGUCAUGGAAUGAAGAGAAGUCUACAGUCUUUGGUCUGAAGCACCCCAACCCUGCGAAUAAGGACAAUGUUGUUCCUGAGGGCAUGUGUGACAAUGUGAACUCCGUUUCGGGCUACUACCCUGCCACUAAGAACAAGAAGUACUGGUACUGGGCUUUCGAGAGCAGAAACGAUCCUGAGAAUGAUCCCGUGGUGCUUUGGAUGACCGGCGGUCCCGGUUGCAGUUCCCAGAUCGCCUUGUUCAUGGAGAACGGACCCUGUCAGAUCAACGACGACAGGAAAACAACACGCCCUAAUCCCUACUCAUGGAACAUGAGAGCAAAUAUGAUCUAUAUCGAUCAACCUGCAGGAGUUGGCUUCAGCACGGGCCCUGUGAACGACACUGGUGAAUGGGACGUAGCACCUGAAAUGUAUUCAUUCUUGCAAGCAUUUUUUAACGCCAACCCCAAUCUGCGCGAUAACGACUUCUACGUCUUUGGAGAAUCCUAUGGUGGUCACUACGUGCCGGCUGUAUCGUCAUUGAUUCAGAAGAACAACAUCGAAAUAAAGUCUGAUCCCGAUAUCAACCUCAAGGGUAUUGGAAUCGGAAACGGUAUGGUGGACCCUGAGAUGCAGGAGCCACAGUACGCAGAGUACGCCAAAUACAACUCGUACAACAGGCUUGUCAAUGAAACCACAUACGAGAAUAUGAAGAAAACUUCUGAAGAAUGCCUGAAGCAAAUAAGUACCGGGGUCUGCAAGAGAGGUAGCAACCCCGCUGACUGCGAGAAGACUCUAGGAGUGUGCGCAGGGGGAUCAAUGGGCCCUAUCCAUGAAGCAAACUACAAUCAGUACGAUGUGCGAGAAAAAUGUACUAUCAAGCCACUCUGCUACGAUUUUUCGGCCGUGAACGAGUACCUGAAUAACGACUAUAUUCGUGAAUGUUUGGGUGUCGAGACUGAACUCGAUUGGGAGCCAUGCUCCCCCAAGUUCGAGAAGCUGUUCAUGUUUGACAGGAUGGCGAGUUAUGCUUCUAAUGUUACCCUACUGUUGGAAGAAGGCAUUCGAGUGCUUGUGUAUGCAGGAGAGGCCGAUUAUAUCUGCAAUUGGAUGGGUAACAGGGCGUGGGUGGACGCUCUCUCAUGGCACGGAAAGGCUGGUAUGAACGCCGCUGUCGAUCGCCCUUUCAUUGUUGCCGGGAAGGAGGCUGGCAUCGUGAAAAACUUCGACAUCUUCACUUUCCUAACCGUGCAUGAUUCUGGACAUAUGGUUCCGCUGGACCAACCGGAAGCGGCUCUGGCUUUGUUCAAUACCUUCAUCGAGGAAAAGAGUUUUUAAGCCUAAAUAUGGAUAUGGUUUAAGGGCGUUCAUGCGUCAAGAUUUAAUAUUGCAAGGAAUUAUAUGCCUGAUGUAUGGGAUGAGUUCUUGUGUAGACUCUUGAGAAGGGUACAGAACAAUAGUAGAUUGUUGUAGGAACCAUAAAAACGCUAAUCUCAUUCACUGAUAUCGGCUAUUCUGACACUAUUUCUGUUGUGAGAGAAUGCAAUCGCGAUACUUAAGAGUUUCUUUCUAUGACUGAGUUCUAUUUUGAAGACUCGUUCAAUCGAAGCUUGACAUUACAUACUACAAUGUUAAUUAAUGCAUUUUAUAGUAUUAUUGACGAGGUAUCUCAAUGCGGAUCAUCUUAUCCUUGUCCAUGACAUGCAAAAAAGUCACGCUCGGAAAACAGUAGAUUGAAUCGUCACAUGUAUAUCCAUAGUCUAGACCUGUACACCUGGCUGUAGAGAUACAAUGAGUGUCGUGUUGUCAGUGCUGUCGUAUACUAAGAAGGGAAUGAUCGGAUCACACUCAAUUCGAAGAUUUCAAAAAAUAAUAUAAAGAGGCAGCAUGCACUUGAAAUUAAACGAGACUUGAAAUAAAUGGUCAGGGACACCAUAGUUUUGGCUGGCCUGGUAUGUGACAUGUCGCCAUAAAAUAAAGCAUUUAUUUGUCGUCUGUUUGCGGAAAGCUCGCAAAAGGCGUAGCAUGUCGGAUGGCAGUGAUAGUCAUAUUACUAUCAACAGAUCUGUGUGGUGAUGCGGUGGGGUUGUCAGUGUCGUCGUUGACUAAAAAAGGGAAUGAUCGGAUCACACACUAAAAGGCAGUAUCGCACUUGACAUUGAGCGAGGCCUUUUAAAAGCAAAUAGUCAGGGACACAGGAGUUUCUGCUGGCCUGGCACUUAUGUAUACAACAACGACAUGUCGCCGUAAGAAAAAAGGCAUCCAUUUGUCGUUUGUUUGCGG